Messenger RNA from Lutra lutra (Eurasian river otter), 2087 nucleotides. RefSeq names its product RELT like 1 (gene RELL1). Lineage: Eukaryota; Metazoa; Chordata; Mammalia; Carnivora; Mustelidae. Gene Ontology annotation, cellular component: plasma membrane. Gene Ontology annotation, biological process: positive regulation of p38MAPK cascade. The record is from RefSeq and is a predicted model, not a curated record.
AUGGGGACACUAUUCACCUCACAGAGCUGGCCUGAGACUGUAAGAAGAUGCGGGCGCGGCGAGAAGAGGUGGGACCAGGCAGAAGUGGGCGGGACCGGGGUGGCCGGAGGGAGGCGUGGUCGGACCUCGGUGGGCGGGACAUGAGGGGCGGAGUCUAGGCCUAAUCCGAGGGGCGGAGGCGAGGUGGAAUUUAGAAAGGAAGCGGGCGCCGCGGGGCGAGGCGGGGCCGGGCUGCGAUGGGCGGGGGUGAGGGCGGGGCCACAGGUGGAGCUCGUACGCAGACAGGCGGAGCCCUGGGUCUGGCGGAGAGAGGCGGGGCCAGCCAGGUGGGUGGGGCCAGAGAGGAGAGUCCUUUACGGGGCGGGGUUCACCGCGCGCGGGUCCCGAGCCCUGCUACUCGGUCGGUCGGCGGCUCUGCCUCUGCACUGCCUGCAGGAUCCCGGGACGCGGCGCCCCGGGGGUGGAGGGCGAAGGAACGCGGCGAUGGCCCCAGGAGAACUCUCGGGGUCCGCGGUCCUGGCCACCGCCGUCUUCGUGGGAGGCACCGUGAGUUCGCCGCUAGUGGCUCCGGACAAUGGGGGCAGCCACACGUUGCACUCCAGAACACAGACGACCCCAGCGCCCACCAACAACACGGGCAGUGGACACCCAGAGUAUAUCGCCUAUGCGCUCGUCCCUGUGUUCUUCAUCAUGGGUCUGUUUGGCGUCCUCAUCUGCCACCUGCUUAAGAAGAAGGGCUAUCGUUGCACCACAGAAGCCGAGCAAGAGGUGGAAGAGGAAAAGGUUGAAAAGAUAGAGUUGAACGACAGUAUGAAUGAAAACAGUGACACCGUUGGGCAGAUUGUCCACUAUAUCAUGAAAAAUGAAGCAAACGUUGAUGUUUUAAAGGCAAUGGUAGCAGAUAACAGUCUGGGAGACCCUGAAAGCCCAGUGACUCCCAGCACUCCUGGGAGCCCGCCUGUGAGCCCCGGGCCCUUGUCACCAGGAGGCACCCCGGGGAAGCACAUCUGUGGCCACCAUCUGCACACAGUGGGCGGGGCCGUCGAGAGGGAUGUGUGUCAGCGGUGUAGGCACAAACGGUGGCACUUCAUAAGACCCACCAACAAGUCCAAACAGGGCCACGCGAGGCGUCAAGGAGAGGUCACGGUCCUCUCCGUUGGCAGGUUUAGAGUGACGAAAGUGGAACACAAGUCAAAUCAGAAGGAGCGGAGAAGCUUGAUGUCCGUUAGUGGGACCGACAGUGUCAAUGGGGAGGUGCCUGUGACCCCUGUGAAGAGAGACCAAAGUGACACGGAGUAGCAGGGGUGACUUUAUUGGAAGAAUUCUAAGACGCCGGAGACUUCCAAGAGAAGAAGUUGCCUGCGGAAUUUUUAAAAAUUUUUAUACAGUUUCUAUUGCGGAGUCUGCAGACAUGGGGGUAAAAGUUAAAAGGGAAUAUUUGCGCUAUGCUCAGUACAGAAUUCUGUUUGUUUGGAAACACGUUUUGAGUUAAAAAGUCUGAUGGAAAAUUUAGUACCUUUCCAGUGAAGAAAAGAGCCCAUUUUUCAGUUUUCCCAAACACCAGACCUCCCAGUCCCCCAUCUCUGGCCUUGACACCACUGGUAAUUUUUCCAGCGUGAUCACUCUUCGCAGGGAACUCUUGGUGUUCAAUCCGAGCUGAUGCUCGGGGGUGUUAGUGUGUGAGUGUGUGUGCACAUGUAUGUACACGCGCACACGGACACCUCUGUUCUCCCAACCCAUAGGUCUCAUUAUGCAACUAGUUGCAAGAGAUUCUCUUGCAGUUUAACUGUUACAGAAGAUAAAGAUGAAACUUCAGUGGUAAAAAGUCCUUGCAGAGAGUGUGGUUUAGCCCCGAGAAAUUGGCCCCCCGAGAAGUCAGGGGGUCCGAUGGAACCAGAUGCCAGACUUUCAAGCCUUGGACCAAGGCAUCAACAUUAACUCGCUGCCACUGUGCCACUCUUCCGUCACCAAGAAGAUACUGAGAGUAUUUUAUUUUAUUUUUUUUUGUAACUUGCGCUAAGCGAUUCUUACUUAGUCCAUUGAAUAAAGGGGGACAGUCGUUUAAAGUGACUAAAAACAAAAUAAAA